AUCCCAAGAGGCAAAAUAAGCUGUAAAUUUAUGUAAUUAUUCUUUAUUUUUCUAACAGAGAUGCCUUUAAUAGUGUAUCCUCCAUUCUUUUCCUUAAAUCUUCCUAGUUAAAUCUUUCUUUCCCCAUAAAUUGACAAUUUCCUUAGUGCUUUGCCUUAUGCAUGCCCCCAUUCUUUUCAUAUGCACAGUUUGAUUUCACUUUGCUUUGUCCAAAAUUAUAAGAUCAAGAGUUCACUUCAUAAAAAUCUCCAUCAUCUGCUGCAACUGAAAGAAGAUCUAUCAUGGCAGCUUUGGUGUAAAAUCUUUCACAUUUACAGCUUGCAUUGUUGCAUGCUAAAUUCUUCAACAAAAUAAGAGAUCGGUAUCAUAGGCUGCUAAAUUGUCAGAAGAGCAUGGAGCCUUAUAGUGAUUUAUCCUCGAGGAGAAAGCCCGCAAGCAAGGCAAAAGCACAGGCUUUAGGAUCACAGGAGGGAAGUUCAAGUUAUGAUCAAGAGAUAGAAGACACCGAGUACCUUCAGAAUCUGCCUCUAUAUAAAACGGUCGAUAAUGGAGAUUGGGAGGCUGCAAUGAAAUUCCUUGAAGAAAACCCUGCUGCACUGACUGCUAGCCUUUCAGCAGAUGGGGACACAGCCCUUCACGUUGCGGUUCUGGCAGGGCAUGAAGAGAUCGUCAAGGAGUUGAUAAAAAAGUUGAGUGCGGAGGACUUAGCAAUCAAAAACGAAAACAAUGCUACUGCGCUUAAUUAUGCAGCCAUUGGAGGGAUCACAAAAAUUGCAGAGGACUUAGUUGAAAAGAACAAAAACUUGCUUACCAUUCCUAAUCAGAAUGACCUGAUACCGGUUGUUGUUGCUUCACUUUAUGGCCAUAAAGAAAUGGUUCGUUACCUCUAUAAAGAGAGUCCCAAAGAGGAACUUAGUCCUGAAAAAGGCAAGAAUGGGAUUAUGCUUCUUACUACUUGUAUCCUUGGCGAACUCUAUGAUAUUGCAUUGGAUUUGCUUCAACUUCACCCACAAUUGGCAUUUUAUCAAGAUAGUGACAACGAUACAGCACUUUACAUGUUGGCUCAAAAACCUUCUGCAUUUCCCAGUGGAAGCACACUUCCUCUCUGGCAACAAUGGAUAUAUGAUUGUAUCCGCGUUCCUGAGCCUCAUUUCUCUAACAACACCCAUGGAGACAUCGAAAGGCCUCGCAAUGGACCGAUCAUACGAAGGAACACCAAUAGAGGAGCACUUUUCCAAUUGUCAGUUAUCAUUUGGAAAUGCCUGAAACCAUUAGUUCCAGGAAUCAGGCAUCUGUAUAACCUAAAGCUGACACAUGCACAAGCACAAGAACUUCUGUGUUGCAUUUGCCAACAAUUAUCGACCCUGCGUAAGUCAGAAUUUGACAGACUUGGAGUUCAGAAAGCCAUAUUCAUUGCUGUUGAGCAUGGAAUUGUGGAGUUCAUUGUAGAGAUGACUAAGCACUACCCUGACAUUAUAUGGUGCGAGGAUGAAUGUAAACGGGGUAUAUUCAUGUAUGCAACCCUGCAACGCCAAGAAAAGAUUUUCAGUCUUAUUUAUAAGAUGGGUGCCAAGAAAAACUACAUGGCAACUCAUUGGGAUAAGUUUUUUAACAACAUUUUACAUCAAGCUGCAUACUUGGCACCUUCCUCUCAGCUUGAAUGUGUCUCAGGUGCAGCAUUGCAAAUGCAAAGGGAAUUACAAUGGUUCAAGGAAGUGGAGAGUAUUGCACAGCCCAAGUACAGGGACAUGGUGAACAUUUAUCAUAAGACUCCUCGAGCUUUAUUUUCAGAGACCCACAAGAGAUUAGUGGAAGAAGGUGAGGAAUGGAUGAAAAACACAGCUGAGUCCUGCACGGUUGUGGCUGCUCUUAUAGCAACCAUUAUGUUUUCUGCAAUCUUCACAGCUCCUGGAGGUUAUGAUCAGGCUGGCGAGCCUCUAUACCUGUAUCAAAAUCUGUUCAUGGUUUUCAUCGUAUCUGAUGCAAUGUCUUUAUUUGCUUCCACAUCCUCAUUACUUAUGUUCUUGGGAAUCCUGACGUCUCGAUACAGAGAAGAAGAUUUCCUAAUGUCCUUGCCUACCAAGUUGAUAAUAGGGCUUUCCAGUCUUUUCUUCUCUAUAGCAACUAUGAUGAUAACCUUUGGAGUAACUCUCGUUAUUUUUCUUCACAAAAGAAUACCCUGGGUUUCCUUUCCAAUCAUUCUGCUCGCUAGCCUUCCUGUCACUCUGUUUGCUCUGCUGCAAUUUCCUAUUCUGGUUGAGAUUUUCUUCUCUACUUAUGGACCUGGGAUUUUUGACAAGCCUAAGAAGUGGCGGUUCUUUUAAUCAUAAUUCAUGCAUAUCAACUCUCACUGCUUUGAUUGAUUUUGUUAUUACUCGUUUCUGGUGAUGAAGAGCAAAACUAUUGAUGUGUAGUUUUAUUUGUUGGUGAUGGAAAGAGGAAGCAUACCUUCUCAAUUUACUAAAUUAUAGAAAAUUGGGAGAAUAUUGUUUUGUUAUUUUUCUAAGUCUUGUGGUUAUUCAAGGAUUUCUUUUAUUGUAAUUUGCAUAAAAUUUUGGAUUAAGGGUAUUCACCCUCGGUCCAACUAUUGUAAACUCUACCUCAUGAAUAACCUUUACA
Messenger RNA from Hevea brasiliensis (rubber tree), 2619 nucleotides. RefSeq lists its product as uncharacterized. The transcript is spliced from 8 exons. The record is from RefSeq and is a predicted model, not a curated record. Gene Ontology annotation, molecular function: protein binding. Lineage: Eukaryota; Viridiplantae; Streptophyta; Magnoliopsida; Malpighiales; Euphorbiaceae. The coding region runs from base 393 to 2324 and encodes 643 amino acids.